UAGAAGCGUAUCAUUGACUUUAGUUUCAGUUUGAGAAACGAAGUAGUGUGCUGCGUUACAGUUGGUGUACUGUGUGAUAUUGUAGACAUCAAGUCUAGUGAAAUUUAGGGUUGUAGCGGGUUUCAUAUCCUUGAUCGAAACCACGAAAAUUGAUAUCACAAAGAUAACGGGAUUGCGUGUAUAGAUAUUGUUGUUUCACAGUCACGGCACGUGUGAACAUCGUGUGCAAAUAGCUAAAUAUUGCACCAUUCACAAAACUUUUGACCGACACGACUGACUUGUUAAAGUAAACACUCAGAUAUAGUUUUCAAGGCUUUUGCUGGAAAAGGAUGUGCUAUUAAUAAGUUAAAGAGAUGUCAAAAGCAACGAAAAGAAAACAUGUUACCAAGGAAGUUCUAGAUGAUUUUAUCCUCCCAGAAGAUGGCCAGCAAAUUGUGAAGGUAACAGCAGGCAAAGGAAACAAUCUGCAUGAAGUGGAAUCUCAAAAUCAAGACAAGUUCUUGGUCAGCAUGCCAACUAAGUUUAGGAAAAAUGUGUGGAUAAAAAGAGGAGACUUUGUCCUGGUACAGCCUAUUGAGGAGGGAGACAAAGUUAAGGCGGAGAUUGUAACAAUUUUGUACAAAGAGCAAAUUAAGUACAUCAAGAGCGAAGGACUGUGGCCGGCUGUGUUUGAAAGUGAGGAGACUAAAAGCAACAGUAUGAUUUCUGACGACCUCCUGCCUCCCAGCGACGACUCUGACGAGGACAAUACAUGUGACAGUGUUAUGAACAUUAACAGGAAGCAGGUCGCUGUGUACGACGAGAGCGAUGAAAGUGACGAUGAAGACGGCUGAGAUGGAUCUCAACAAGUCUUUUAAUUUUGACUCCUACUUAUUUGAACACCGGGACAAUAUCAAUGUAAUGAUAUACAAUGUAGCAUGUAUUUGAUACACAUAUGAUAUGUGCAAAAACAACACAUGAUAUUGCCAAUCAUAUGUGCAAAAACAACACAUGAUAUUGCCAAUCAUAUGUGCAAAAACAACACAUGAUAUUGCCAAUCAUAUGUGCAAAAACAACACAUGAUAUUGCCAAUCAUAUGUGCAAAAACAACACAUGAUAUUGCCAAUCAUAUGUGCAAAAACAACACAUGAUAUUGCCAAUCAUAUGUGCAAAAACAACACAUGAUAUUGCCAAUCAUAUGUGCAAAAACAACACAUGAUAUUGCCAAUCAUAUGUGCAAAAACAACACAUGAUAUUGCCAAUCAUAUGUGCAAAAACAACACAUGAUAUUGCCAAUCAUAUGUGCAAAAACAACACAUGAUAUUGCCAAUCAUAUGUGCAAAAACAACACAUGAUAUUGCCAAUAUGUAUGUAUAUAUAUGUACACUGUACAUUGGGUAUGUAAUAAAUGUGUUAUUUUGAAUGGCCUUUUUCGAAAUUGCAAAUGAAAUUAUUUAGCUGCUGUCAAUGCAGCUGCACAUUAAAUUGUUCCAAUUGUAUUGACAACAUCGGAAAUUACUCCAACAAUGUUAGAGGUUUUAAACGGCGAAAAACUUUUGACAGG
Molecule: messenger RNA, 1543 nt
Organism: Mizuhopecten yessoensis (Yesso scallop)
Lineage: Eukaryota; Metazoa; Mollusca; Bivalvia; Pectinida; Pectinidae
Product: probable RNA-binding protein EIF1AD
Exons: 5
Coding region: 354-833 (159 amino acids)
Biological process (GO): translational initiation
Cellular component (GO): nucleus
Molecular function (GO): translation initiation factor activity; RNA binding
Source: RefSeq, a predicted model, not a curated record